UCCUGGAUACAGUUGUCCUGUUCUCUCGGGGCAAGACGGAGGACAAAUUGCGUAUUAUCUUCGACAUGUGUGAUAAUGAUAAGAACGGGGUCAUUGAUAAGGGAGAACUGUCGGAGAUGCUGCGCUCUCUGGUGGAGAUAGCCAGAACCACUAGCCUGUCUGACGCUCAUGUUACUGAGCUUAUCGAUGGGAUGUUCCAGAACGCUGGAUUGGAGAGAAAAGAUUUUCUGACGUACAGUGAUUUCAAACUGAUGAUGAACGAAUACAAGGGUGACUUUGUCGCUAUUGGUCUGGAUUGUAAGGGUGCUAAGCAGAAUUCUUGGAUACUUCCACCAAUGUUGCAAGAAUGACAAGUUUCCACAUCGACGCUUUUCACGAUGAAGACAAGAGUUGGAUUUCUCGACAAAUUGACUGUUGGACUACAUUUUUGGAGGAGAAUCGACAGAAUAUUUUCUACUUAUUCAUUUUCUACGUUAUCACUAUUGCCUUGUUUGUGGAAAGAU
Molecule: messenger RNA, 503 nt
Organism: Nilaparvata lugens (brown planthopper)
Lineage: Eukaryota; Metazoa; Arthropoda; Insecta; Hemiptera; Delphacidae
Product: dual oxidase-like
Exons: 3
Coding region: 66-350 (94 amino acids)
Molecular function (GO): calcium ion binding
Source: RefSeq, a predicted model, not a curated record